Racocetra persica is the source of this 913-nucleotide messenger RNA. Lineage: Eukaryota; Fungi; Glomeromycota; Glomeromycetes; Diversisporales; Gigasporaceae. The record is from the annotation of a GenBank genome assembly.
ACCGGCACAACUCACAAAAUUGGUGAAGUUGAUAAGGGAGACACCAAAACGGACUUCUACUGACAAGAAAAAGAGCGGGGAAUUACCAUUUUUUCUGCGGCCAUUACGGUUUUUUGGCAACAUUGUCAAAUUAAUAUUAUUGAUACCCCCGGACACAUUGACUUUACAGCCGAAGUCGAGAGUCUUGGUAAAAACUGAAAGAAAAGCAGCAGAGAAGGAAAAAAUGAGAAAAAAAAGGACCAAACUCCAAGACCAAAAACAGAAAAUUAUCCAAGAAAUAGCCAAAGACCAAGUCUUAAUAAUUGUCAAAAAAUAUUUGGACUUUUUUAAUUUAUUCAAGGAAGUUAAAAUCACCGCUAGUGGCGACAGCGAUUAUCCAGUCGGAACUAUUAUUAGUCGGCAAGAAGCCGAAAAAGUUAAUGCGUUGUUGAUUAAGGCAGAAAAAAAACCGAUGAAAGUACAAAAUCGUGAAUACACUAUUCCGGAAUUGGCUCGCGUAAUUGAUAAACCGGAAAGUUUAGUUAGGGCAAUUUCACCUUUUGCUCCUAGUUCCAAAGUUUAUAAAUGUGCUAAUAACCAAUAUAAAUAUAAAAAUACUGAAGUCGAGCGUUAUGCUUGCCACAUUCUGGCCGACUUUAAUAAUCAACUUCGUAAAAUAGUUGAGGUUAACGACUCACUUCGCCUUUCUCUUGACCAAGUUGAGCUUGAAAGGUUGUUAGACGAUGCAGAAUACCAAGAAUAUUUUGAGUUGUUUCGUAACUAUGCAAGGAAAGCCUCUGGUGAAGCAAGUAGUUUUAGCAGGAUGUUUAAUAAAGAUGCUGUCCGCAUUGCAGAGGUUCCUAAUCCCGCCCCGUUAACCCCACAAAACAGUAACAAAUUUCCUCCUCCCCCCGAAGCUCCGCCGAAUUAUUGA